UAGUCAUUAUGAAGUUAGAUAUACUAGACAGUUUUUCCACCUGUCAUUGUUCAUUACUUCCCUGUAGGAUUGAAGUGAAACAAGUCCUUUAAGAAACUGUUAUAUACAUGUCACUAAUUCGUUUCAUACUUAUGGGAAGACGUAAAAAGUACAAUGUUGCAGAAUGUUCGAAUUAUGAAAGACAAGUUAAUCCAGAAGAAGACGUGGAAUAUACAUACUGGUGUUGUUUUCCAUGGUGUAAAAAGAAGAAAAGAGUCAAAAAUAACAACACAAAUAAUGUCACAUCGACUUCGACAUGGAGCGACACAUCAAAAGGUCAAACAAGAGAUCAAGGUACAGACAAUCAAGCUCAACAGGAAGAUACGCAAGUGAAGACACUGGAAAGUUUGGAAAGAGAGCUGGACGGAUGUAAAAGAGAUCUUACAAAGUGUCAUGAAGAAAAGAACGAUCUAGCAUUACGACUGAGUGAAUUGAUGGGGAAGCAGUUACAAGAGAACAAUCCACAAAUAACAAAUCUAAAUGAUCCAAACAGACCACAGAAGUUAUCUGAAAUGCUUAGUGAUAUAUAUGACAACGAAUGGCUUGAUGCUUUUACUGGUCUUCAGUCGCAAAAUGAGAAUCAAGACGAACAAAGCACAGUUGAUAUCCUUUUUAAUUUGUUGAAGGUUAUAUAUGAAGAAACAUUAGAUCAGGUUGGUAAAUUCUCUAGUCACAUACAGGAAUGGUUUGUGGGCAACCAGCAAUGUCCUCAUAGUCGUAUUUUAGAAUUUGCAGUUUCCAUAUCGUCUUCUGUUAUUCGACAUCUGCAAACAGAAAUCGAAAAGGUGCUCUUGGCAAAAUUAAAAGACAGCAUUAUAUCAAUAUGUACUAUCUAUAUACAGCGGUGUGUUGAAAUGUGUUUUUACAUGAGGAUAAAGUCACCAGAAAUGUAUUUGCAAUUUGACUGUGAUAUGAAAUAUAUAGACAAGACUAGCUUCAAACCCUAUACUAAAGAUGGAGAUACAUUAGACUAUGUCGUUUGGCCAGCACUGUUUUUAUUUAAAGAAGGUCCAUUAAUGAACAGAGGAGUUGUUCAGUGCAAAUAAUUGUUUUUGCGAGAAAGCAAUCAGACUAAGAAUAACCAAUUAAAAGGAACAACGCUACCAAGGUCAUCUAGUCUCUGUGUUUGUUUAAAACAAUCAUUUUUUUUUAAUGAAGAAAUAAAAUCACAUCAUUUUUGUU
This is a messenger RNA of Mytilus trossulus (common blue mussel), 1221 nucleotides long. RefSeq lists its product as uncharacterized. The record is from RefSeq and is a predicted model, not a curated record. The coding region runs from base 108 to 1085 and encodes 325 amino acids. The transcript is spliced from 10 exons. NCBI's taxonomy places the organism in Eukaryota, Metazoa, Mollusca, Bivalvia, Mytilida, Mytilidae.